AUGCUUCAGCGGCAAUCAGUUCAUUGGCGGAAGGCCAUCGCACUGAGACCUUUUGUAGUACCCGCAAGAUGCUUCUCAACCGACAAGCCUAGCCCACCGCCAUGGCGGCCAGGCUCAACUCUUGAUGAAUGGGUUGAACGUGACGUACGGCCAAUUAGCUUACGCCAGUUAACAUUCUUUGGUCGCGCGAUCACUGAGUCGCGCUUGAUCAGCUCUGCAAACUAUGUGCGAACCGAGCUUCCAACAAGAAUCGCCCAUCGCCUACGGGACAUGCAGAAGCUUCCCUAUGUUGUUGUCACGAACCCGCACCUCUCCCUCGUCUACGAGCUUUACUAUAAGGCCUUUGAGAAGUUUCGCAAUGUUCCCCAAAUCAAAACUUUAGAAGACAAUGACAAGUAUUGCGAUAUUCUACGAGCCACGCUCAAAGAGCAUCUGACAGUAAUACCGAAUCUUGCAAUGGGUGUAUUGGAGUGCCAGGAUCUCGUGAAGCCGGAAGAGAUAGAUCGAUUUAUGAAUACAUUGUUGCGUGCACGAAUUUCACGUCGAGUUAUCGCAGAACAACAUCUUGCGCUUACUGAUACAUUCAAUGCCCCAUGGCAUUUCCCCGAUUCAAAGGAUAGGACAGACUUAAACACGGACUUUGUGGGAGAGGUAUUUCUCAGGUGCAAUGCGAAAGAGGUGGUCGAAAAUUGUGGCAAUCGAGCAAGAGACCUGCUGAAACAAUCACUCGGACCUGAUUGUCAGGUCCCCGAUGUUGUUGUUCAAGGUCACCUGGAGGCUACAUUUCCUUACAUACUGAGCCACCUGGAAUAUAUCAUCGGGGAAUUGUUGCGAAAUUCCUUCCAAUCUAUCAUCGAAAGGUUCAGCCAUAAACCAGAAAAGCCUCCGCCUAUCGAAGUUUUGAUCUGCGAAUCUCCACAACACGUCAUCAUUCGUGUUUCCGAUCAAGGUGGAGGAAUUCCUCGAGAAGUUUCACCAUAUCUGUGGUCAUUCUGCAAGGGGCCCCACACACAGGCCCGACUUCGUAACUUACAACAAGUUCCCACUAUGGCCGCGACGAUGCAAGAGGUGAAAGUUUCCGAUUCCAAAUCUGCUGAACAACAGCACGAAGCAGACACGGGGAAUUAUACUGCCAAUGGACAUCCACAUAGAGACAGUUCAUUGGCAUCACUUAGUUCCCGGCCACCAAAUUUGCGACUUGGGAUGGGACUGCCCAUGAGUAGGGUUUAUGCGGAGUACUGGGCUGGCAGUCUGGAGCUGCAUAGCCUAGAAGGCUAUGGAGUCGAUGCAUUCCUACAGAUAUCAAAACUUGGGAAUAAGAAUGAGCAGUUGACCAUGAGAGCUUCAAUAGAUGCGGUUUGA
Messenger RNA from Paracoccidioides brasiliensis Pb18, 1362 nucleotides. Its product is annotated as protein kinase PKP2. The record is from RefSeq and is a predicted model, not a curated record. Gene Ontology annotation, biological process: regulation of glucose metabolic process; protein phosphorylation. Gene Ontology annotation, molecular function: pyruvate dehydrogenase (acetyl-transferring) kinase activity. The transcript has 4 exons. Gene Ontology annotation, cellular component: mitochondrion. Bases 1 to 1362 code for a protein of 453 amino acids.